AUGUUUGAACUUGAGGACUUGCUUCGAACCUUUGUUGAAAUGCUUGGAAAGAGCGGGCUUGGGACCGUGUACAAAGUUAUGCUGGAUGAUGGGAACGUGGUUGUGAUAAAGAGACUGAAGGACGCACAAAUUAUAGGAAAGAUGGAGUUUGAGCCCAAUUGGUGGGAGAUCCAACGGCUACCAUGUGUCGAGGCUUCAGAUGGUAGAAAACAUACUCAAAAGCCUAACAUGUACUCUUUUGGUGUGCUCCUGCUGGAGAUGCUGAUAGGGAAGUUCCCCUACAUGGUUGACAGUGGUAUUAAUCCCUUAUGUUAG
Sphenostylis stenocarpa is the source of this 315-nucleotide messenger RNA. Lineage: Eukaryota; Viridiplantae; Streptophyta; Magnoliopsida; Fabales; Fabaceae. The record is from the annotation of a GenBank genome assembly.